UUAGCAGUUUAUAUUUACUAAAAUAAUUGUAAUUGCAUUUCCAUGUUCUGUGUACUGUGGGAGACCAGAUAUAUUGAAUUCAGGGUCCUGGGAGACCAGAUAUAGUGAAUGCGGGGUCCUGGAAGACCAGAUAUAGUGAAUGCAGGGUCUGGGGAGACCAGAUAUAGUGAAUGCAGGGGUCCGGGGAGAUCAGAUAUAGUGAAUGUGGGGUCCUGGGAGACCAGAUAUAGUGAAUGCAGGGUCUGGGGAGACCAGAUAUAGUGAAUGUGGGGUCCGGGGAGACCAGAUAUAGUGAAUGCAGGGUCCGGGGAGAUCAGAUAUAGUGAAUGCAGGGUCCUG
Staurois parvus is the source of this 339-nucleotide messenger RNA. Lineage: Eukaryota; Metazoa; Chordata; Amphibia; Anura; Ranidae. The record is from the annotation of a GenBank genome assembly.